AAUGCGAAACUAUGCCUAUGCUACUACAUAGCCCUUUACACAACCGAAUCGGCUUUCGUCCCUAAACCAUAAAAUUGGUUCUUAUGUAGCCUAUGGAUCCAGUGUGUGAAACGAAACAUUCCGUCAUUCUAGUGCUCCGCUGUCAGCCUUUCAAUUGGACGAAUGGAUAACCCCCGCGCACGCUGAGAGCGACUGCCAUCAGUGCGUGGAUUAAACUGAUUCAAAUGCUUCACUGAGUGAGAAGACCGCAGAGCACUACUUAAGAUAGCACUUUGUUCACCUUAAUUUUCCGAAACAUGGAUGCGACGAUUUUUCAAAUCUUCAUUGGGGAGUUUGGUGAUCCCAACUGUAGUCUCAUGGAUGCUUUUCAGGACACCUUUUAUGAGAAUGCAUCUUUCUCAUUAAUGAAUUUUGACGGUAUUUAUUGUAAUGCCACAACAGAUGAGAUCGGAACUUGCUGGCCAAGGAGCAACUCGGGUCGAAUUGUGGAGCGACCAUGUCCGGAGUACAUCAACGGAGUUAAAUACAACACCACAAGAAGUGCUUACAGAGAAUGCAUGGAGAAUGGGACCUGGGCUUUCAGAAGUAAUUAUUCAAAUUGUGAGCCAAUUUUGGAAGAGAAGAGAAAAUAUCCCAUGCAUUACAAGAUUGCUUUAAUCAUAAACUACCUUGGCCAUUGUAUAUCUGUGGGAGCUUUAGUUGUGGCCUUCAUACUGUUCCUCUGCUUAAGGAGUAUUAGAUGCCUUCGUAACAUAAUCCACUGGAACUUGAUUACCACCUUCAUCUUAAGGAAUGUCAUGUGGUUUUUACUACAGCUGAUUGAUCACAAUAUUCAUGAAAGCAAUGAGCCAUGGUGCCGCCUUAUAACAACAAUCUAUAACUACUUUGUGGUGACCAAUUUCUUCUGGAUGUUUGUGGAAGGCUGUUACCUCCACACUGCCAUAGUGAUGACUUACUCCACAGAUAAGCUCAGGAAGUGGGUGUUCCUGUUUAUUGGAUGGUGUAUUCCAUGUCCAAUUAUUGUGGCGUGGGCUAUAGGAAAGCUGUACAAUGAAAAUGAACAAUGCUGGUUUGGGAAGGAACCUGGAAAAUACAUUGACUACAUUUAUCAAGGGCCUGUGAUUCUUGUUCUGCUGAUAAAUUUCGUAUUCCUUUUCAACAUUGUAAGAAUUCUUAUGACAAAACUGAGAGCAUCCACCACAUCUGAAACUAUACAGUACAGGAAAGCUGUGAAGGCCACAUUAGUUCUCCUGCCCCUACUUGGAAUUACCUAUAUGUUGUUUUUUGUGAAUCCAGGGGAAGAUGACAUAUCUCAAAUAGUGUUUAUUUAUUUCAAUUCAUUUUUACAGUCAUUUCAGGGUUUCUUUGUGUCAGUAUUUUACUGCUUCCUUAAUGGAGAGCUAGUUGACUUUGCACACAGGCUGAGAAUUGAUGCCGAGAGAAAACAACGUGUCUGGCCUUCUCAUAUGCUCUAUCAUCAGCAACUAAAAUGCCAACACAGUCAGUCUCCACACAGGAAGCCUUCAAAGAGACACAAAGACUUGCCUGCCAAUUAGUCUGUGUAUGUGCACACACAGGAGGUUUAACAGAUGUGGCGGAAGGCCAGGUCCAAUGGAACAUAGCAAGAAAACUGCCAACGUCACCUCCAGUUGCUUUUAGAUCUCACAAACUUUUAACAGCUGUCGUUUAUAUCACUGUUUCGUCGUCAUCGUGUUAAGACUGUGGCAGGGUUAUGUAAGCCCAGUGGCGAGUUCAUGUAAAGUGUUACCUGAGUUCCGUGCUGCCUGUCUUAUUUGAUGUUCCUCUUUGUUGUCAAAGCCCCGUGGGCAAGACGGACGUGGAUAACUGAGUUGCUCAGUGUGAAUCAGGCUGCCCUUCAUUUGUAUUAUUUCCAUUAUCUGGACAAACGUGUCUUUGAUUUUCUGACAGGACGACCCUGAAUGCUCUUGUAUCACAAAGAGUAUUUUUUUAGAAAGUCAAAAGAUUGUCUGCGAUUUAAGAAAAAGGACGGAGUAGAUUAAAGUCUUGUCAGUCUUCAAAUCCAUCAGUUCUGACUUUAAUCAGGGUCAAGGUUAAGCUCUGUGUAAAGAAUAGCUUUAUUGCAAGUGAACUCUAGUAUCACAAUAAGGUACAGGAUGUCCUCAUCAGACCAGAGAACAUUUAGUAUAGUACACUUGCAGAUAUCGGAAUUCCAGAAAAAGUUAUAUGUUUUAGUAGUAGUCAGCCCCAAUACAAGAAAAUUAGGGUUUAUCACAGAAGAUUGGAAACUAACAUGUUUCUAGUUUUAAAUGAUAUACUACUACUAUUGCAUUUCCCAAGUAAAGUGGAUAUAUGGAUCAUCCUGUGUUCCAUUCCAUUUUCAUUCCAGGCAAGAUUUUAUAGUGAAGGAAUAUGGACACCAGAAUAAUGGUGACCCCUCAAAUUGUGCAUUUAGUAUUUAGUUCUUUUAUAGGAAAUCUUUGAAAUCUUUGAAAUCCUAGGUGUCUGACAAGGUUCAAUGUUAACUAUCUCGGACUUACAGUAUACACAGUUUAGAUUCAUUUAAAGCCAAUAUAUAACAGCCAAACAAGUUUUGUAGACUUUUGCCCUUUUAUCUAAUUAUGUAAACAUGGCAUUUCAUAAUCAUAAUCACUACAGAAUUUUUUCAGUUAGUCAUAGCUUUAAGUGUCCGUAAAAUCCUAGCAAACAUUUCUGAAGGCUUCUGCACAGUGAACUUCCUCUGCCUGAUUUCCUCAAAUGUCCUGGUAUUUAUUAUAUUGCAAGUGCAAGUCAUUGUGUAUGGAAGCCCAAAGUUGUGAGAUCAGUUCAAACUUAUAUAAUGGCCCCAUUUUGUUGAGAUCUUGACAUGUUUCUCAAGAACUCUGUUUUCUAUAUCUGCAUUUGGGCGUCUACUGUAUAUCAGGGACACGUAACCAAGAAGACGGCUUGUUGGCAAAGUGAGCUUGACGUUGCAACAGAAUAUAUUGAUGAUAAGUUUCCCAAUGGGGCCUUGGGAGACUAGGUUUCUAAUGUGUCAUACAGCUGAAUUAAAACAAACCUUGAUUAACUUUCUCAUCAUAAAAGUAAAAGCUAUGUGCUUGGUGUUUGACUAUAGGUCCAUGUGAAGUCAUCCAAUACCUCAAAUAGGUUGACGUUUCAAACAAUCCAAAUAGGUUGUCAUAUCCCGAGGUUUCUCAUGUGGAUUUUCUCUCAAGCAAGACUAUACAUUUCAGCCACCAUUUAGCCUAGAGCAUAAGUAUUAGAGUAUUAAUUUCUUAUGGGUAAACAGUGUUGACCUAUAAUUUUCUCAGUAUUUCAAAUUAUUUAAUUAUGUCAUUAUUUCAGGAAAAUAGUGUUUCGAAAUGUUGAGAUCUCAAGAAAAAUAUAGUAACUAAAUAUUUCACCAAAACGGGUUCACGAUUCAAAUGAAAAGUUGAUGGCAGUGUAGGGCCACCAUAAUCCUUUACUUAGACACAAAGGAAUGUCCCCAAGCUCUCCUCACUCAGGUGCAUGGAGUAUGAAAAAACAAAAGCAGCCUACUGUGGGCUGCUUUGUGGAUUAGUGGAUCAAAUUGUUCCUUCUGCCCAUUCUAGCAUUCACACAUACAUUACCAGCAGGACAAUACUGUAGGUUGUACAUAUGUAAUAAUACCUCUUGUUUUAUAUUAAUUACUAAAUACUGUGAAGUGUGAAAUAUCUUAAUUUAUCAAACUAAAGAGAUGUGGAGUAUGGGAGUCCCCAACUUCUUUUUUUUUUUUUUUUUUGUUGACUCAGAUCACCAUUACUGUACAUAAUGCACUUUUAUGGAUAAUGAACAAUCAACUAUUCCACCUAUUUGGUUCGUCUGGAUCCUGAGGGUGCCUAGGGAUGCUCAACACAUCAUUAGACAAGUAAACAAAGAAGAAAACAUUGACCUACAUGAUGUAAACUUCAACAGAAGGGAAAAAUAACAAUAUUGAAGACAGUCCAGUGCAAUGCACAGUCACUCCACAUAAAACAACCAACAAGCACUUGUACUCUCCAAGCCUUGCUCUGAUGUUGUGUUGUGUAUUCUAAGGCCACCAAUGAGUCCCCACCGAGGAGUAAUUGGACCAAAGAUGUUAGGUAUACAGUACAUAUACUAGAAUAUUAGCUAUUGUAUGUCUACUGUUGUACACAUUGAGAGUUCCAUUUACUUUAAUGAUACGACACAAUGAUACUAAACUAGUAUCUGUGACAAAGUGUCUCAGUCAUUUUUCUAAGAUGAAACAAUGUACUGUGUCUGUCUGUCAGUGAGUAGGUGUGUAUAAUUGCAUCUCAUCUAGUUUGAAUAGAAAUGCCAUUGUUGCCUUAAACAAAUAUAAAGACAUUGUAAAUAUAAUGUUUGUAAAUUGUGUAUUCAUGUGAUGGUGUUGAAUUUCUACAAGAAUAUAAGUCAAUAAAUUAAUAAGGUCA
Molecule: messenger RNA, 4412 nt
Organism: Alosa alosa (allis shad)
Lineage: Eukaryota; Metazoa; Chordata; Actinopteri; Clupeiformes; Clupeidae
Gene: crhr2
Product: corticotropin-releasing factor receptor 2
Exons: 12
Coding region: 297-1556 (419 amino acids)
Biological process (GO): cell surface receptor signaling pathway; adenylate cyclase-modulating G protein-coupled receptor signaling pathway; long-term synaptic potentiation
Cellular component (GO): dendrite; plasma membrane; axon terminus
Molecular function (GO): corticotropin-releasing hormone receptor activity; G protein-coupled peptide receptor activity; corticotrophin-releasing factor receptor activity
Source: RefSeq, a predicted model, not a curated record